AUGAGUUCCGCUCACAUUGCCUCGGAUGAGGAGAGCACUCCGGACGCCUCAGUGACCCUGGAUUCUUUCAUUUCGGAACUCAGUCCCAGGCAACCGGCCACAAAAAGAUCUGGCUCUACGGUUGACGCUGCAAAUGCUCCCAUGUCACCGGUUAAGAGGACCAAGGACGCUCUGUCGUUUAUAACAUUAAUGGUAGGUGAAGAGGCCACCAAAAAGCCUCCUUUCAAAGUGGACGCGGUCAGAGCGCUUCUUGGUAAGGUGGGGGAGUUGCAAGAGUCCAUUUCUGACUUGUUGGCCGCUAAUGCCUCCCUUAAUGGAAGGCUCUCUGAGUCGAGGGCCCAGAAUGCCGGUUUGGUAGCACAGUUUGCUGCUGUCCUGAGCGAGAGGGAAGCCGCCUGUGCUGCCAAAAUCGCUACCGCUCUAAAGUCAAGGCCGGUCACCGAGGUUCUGCAUACUUCUGCCCCGCAGACCUUUGCGAACGUCACCCGUGUUGGCCGCAAAAAGAGCAGGUCACGGAGCCGCAACACGGCGCGGCAGAAGUCUAAGUCCGCGGCCAGGGCGAAGAAGCUUUUGGAGAGUAGGUCCGGUCCACCUGAGGAGGCCUUCGUGGUGACCCCUACUGCAGAUAAGGAUGUGACGGCUUGUAAAAACGAGCUAUGGUCGGUUAUAAAGAAACACAACUCGGCGCCUAGGAUACACUCCAUCGUUGGCAAAUCUGGGCGCCUAAUUAUUAAGCCCCAGGAUAAGGAGACUACUGACCUCCUUAAGAAAAUUGGUAGGUCCAAGACUUGCAAUCUUACAGCCGAUACCCCUCUCCUUCCUAGGCUUCGAUUUGAUCACGUGGAUAGGGAAAUUGACCCCAAGGAACUCUCUGAUUUAGUCGCUCUCCAGAAUCUUGAGCUUAAUGUCGACCCGGUGGAUGCUGCGGAUUUUAUAAGCCCUGUGUUCAGGACAGGUCCAAUGGAGGGUGUUUCUGCAUCCUGGGUCUGCAGUAUAAACCCUAAGUAUUACUCGUCUUUGUUGGCCCUCCCUAUUUUUGUUGGUCUGAUGAGGUGUCAGGUCACUAAAUUUGACAGGGUCACGCAGUGCUACCGGUGUUUCAGGUUUGGGCACCCGGUGGCUUACUGUAAGGAGGUCGACGCUGCGUGUGUUCAUUGUGCCAAAGCCGGUCACCUUGUUGCCGACUGCCCUUCUGCGUCCUUGCCGCCCAGAUGUGCUAAUUGCGGGGGCUCGCACUCUGCCACUGACGUCCUGUGUUCGGCCAGAACGGCCUUCCAGGCUAAUCUACUCAGAAGGACUGAUUUUGGCGCCCCUCCUUCGGCCCCGUUAUGA
Messenger RNA from Cinara cedri, 1332 nucleotides. The record is from the annotation of a GenBank genome assembly. NCBI's taxonomy places the organism in Eukaryota, Metazoa, Arthropoda, Insecta, Hemiptera, Aphididae.